AUGUCUCUCUCUAAAACUAAGAGCAAGCAAAGAGAUCCUCCUCCAUCUUUGUUUCUUCAUCCCUCUCCAGGCGCUUCCCGCGUUUCUUUACCCGGGAUUUUAGCUCCUGGCUCUUCUGUACCCGGACCAGCAAGCAUCAAGCGAGAGCGUUCGUCAUAUGACAGCAGCGCUUCGAUACGGCAUGCACCAGCAACUACAUCAGACCAGCAAAGAGCUGGCCGCGCUGUGAAGCCAGCGGAUAGCAAUCGGGCAGCAGACCGGACAGAUGCCCUUUGGGCGGAGAUGCAGGCAACUCUAGAGGAAGUUGAGCUGUCAGCAUCUGCGGGCACUCAUGUAUUCGGUCGCUCGCACGAUAUCAAAUUGGCUGAGUUGCGAGCAGCACAAAUUGCACUGGCACAGGCUUGGGCACGCAGCGAAGCAGAUGGCACGAUGGAGAAGGCUUCCCAUGAAGAGGGAAGCCCAGACGUUGGCGAUGACCUCCGGAGCGCAAAGGGGUCGUUCGCAGACGCCGCCAAGCCGGGUACCAGCGAUACAGAGCCUAAUAAUAAUAAUAAGGGAAAUACAAGUCUGCCACGGCAAUUCGGUGAGGACGUUGAACGACUGGGAGCCAAGUUGGAAGAAGAGACCGAGGCAGACAUAUUAUUAGCCAGGAAACGGCGCGAGGCAAACGAUGAAUACUUUCAACGUGUAAAUGCUGGUGUUAUCGACGUAGUAUCAAAGCUGGAGAAGGUUGCGAUAGCGAUGCGAGCGGUGGAACAGGAAAGUAAGGAUGUCUGGAACGAAGGUGAAAACGAAGGUGGCAGCGAAUAG
This is a messenger RNA of Cordyceps fumosorosea ARSEF 2679, 810 nucleotides long. RefSeq lists its product as hypothetical. The record is from RefSeq and is a predicted model, not a curated record. Lineage: Eukaryota; Fungi; Ascomycota; Sordariomycetes; Hypocreales; Cordycipitaceae. Bases 1 to 810 code for a protein of 269 amino acids. The transcript has a single exon.